GUAUGCGUAUAUUCACAUUUUUAUUUAGAAAAUAUGCUAAAAAUAUUUAUAAUUAAAAUGUGAUUUGAAGCGUUAACAAAUUAUGUAUGUUCCAAAUGAUAACAAAUUUCUGCGAAAAAAUACAGUCUUUGUUCUAAUCAUCUGCUUUAUACUGAUUUUAAUAAUUUUAUCUGGAUUAGUUGCGCAUAUAGGUGGUAUGGCAUUUUUAGUAUGUGAAUUAACUUACGGACGCUGUUCCGAACUUUCUACUUUAUCGAAAUAUUGUAGUUGUCGUGUCACUGAAAAGGAAAAGACAAAAGAAGAAAAGAAAGACUUUAUUUUGUUUAAACCAGAAGAAAAAAAUCAAAAGCAAGAAUAUGAAAAAAGAACAAUUUUAAUUACAUCAUUGCCAAGAUCAGGAUCAUCAUUUCUUGGAGAGAUUUUUAAUCGGCAAAAAGAUGUUUUUUAUUUUUAUGAGCCAUUGCAGCCUUUGAAUGCGCUCUCUCAAUUAAUUUCUUCAUAUAAUUAUGAAAAAGAAGCAGUUACACUUCUUUCAAAUUUUUUUGUUUGCAAUUUUGAAGGUUAUCAAGAUUACUUUAACUUUUUAUCAUUUCCAGAACUAAGUAAUCCACAUUUUCGUUUAAUGAGUCGUGUUUUAUCAAUGCAACCUUUUUGUGCGAAACGCGUGCUUCCAAAUUCUACAGUAGAAGAGUAUACGAAGUACUGCGUUAAUAUUAACGUUAAGCUUCUUCGCAAAAGUUGUAACACCAAGUCGACUUUUGUUAUAAAAGAAUUGCUCCAUCGUUUACCUAGCGAUGUUUCAAAAAUAGAAUUUUCAAACUAUAUAUCAUUAAUUCGUGAUCCAAGAGCAAUAGUAUGGUCAAUGAAAAAAAAUAAAUGGGUUGAAAAUAAAGGGUACUUUGCUUCAACUGAAUAUGAAGCGAUUGAAAAAGUGUGCCGUAUUUUCCGAAAUAACUAUUUCUCAAUGCUUAAUAACAACAGGUUAAAUAAACUGGUAAUUUUAAGGUAUGAAGAUUUAGUAAAAUAUCCGAAAACCACUCUUAAAGAUUUAUUCCAAGUUACAAAAACUUUCUUCUAUCGUAACAUAGACGAUACGGUUGAAUGGGUUAACGUAAACACGCAUGGAAAAUCUGAAACUGGUUCUUCUAGUUUUUCAGUUUUAAUGAAAAAUGCGUCUUACUCGUUAAACUCCUGGAGGGAAAACUUAAGUUUCGGUAGUGUUCUAGAGAUUCAAAAUAAAUGCGGAGACGUAAUGCAACAGCUCGGUUAUGUAUUAUAUACAUCAAGUAAAGAUCUAAGAGAUUUUUCCAAAACGUCGGUUGUACGAGUAAAAAAAUUCUUUAAAUAAUAUUUAAAGCAAUAAAAAAUAAACUUGUUAUAUAAUAACUGGCUAAAAAGAUAAGCGCGCGCAAAAUAAAAAAAAUAAAAAAAUUUAGGCGGAUAUUCUGAAAACAAAUUAGCCGCUGAACGUAACUAAAUAGCUCUUUACUAAGAUUAAGUUGUUUUAUAAAAUAUCUAUAAAGAUUAUAGUUAUUUCUUUUAUUUUACAAUUUAAUCAUCAUUAAAAAAAUCUUUUUAUACUAUAGGGAAGAUUCCAAUAUAUUUAUUAAAAAAAGCUACAACUUUUUCUUAACUAAUUAUUUUAGUUCUUUUUGAAUGAACAGUCUUUAAAAGAAGUAUUUAUGUAUAUUUAUACACAAUAAAAAUUAAUAGAGUUUGGUGAGGGUUUGAAAAAUCACAUAUGUGAGAGAAUAAAUUUAAAGACAAGCAAUUAAUCAAAUUUGCGGCAACGACACAGGCUGCUCGGGUAGCAAAGAUCAGUGAUGUGUUUUAUAAAUAGAGAUAAAGUUUCGUAGUAAAUUAAGAACAUAAACAAUAGAGAUAAAGUUUCGUAGUAAAUUAAGGACAUAAACAAUAGAGAUAAAGAUAGAAAAAAUAGAGAACAAUAGAGAACAAUAGAAUAGAGAACAAUAGAGAACAAUAGAGAACAAUAGAGAACAAUAUAAUAUCCACUAAUUUAAAAGAUCAUUAACGUAGAGUUUUGAAAAUAUACAAUUUUUAUAUAUUUUCAAAUAGUUACCUUUUCAACAGGUGUAAUUUGUCCGUGAUUUAUUUUUACAAGUAAAUUCAAAUAUACAAACUCAUCAAUUAGAUAAUUAAAAGCAAGAGUAAAAGCAACAUUGCAACGAUUGAAGGCAAUAUUGCAAUGAAUAAUCAAAAGCACAAAACGAUUAAAUUACUCUUGAAACAUAUAAAACACUAGUAAGUCUAUAAAAACAAGAAAAAGAUUGCGCAGGGUAUGACAGACAUAUAUAAUAAAACUUUCACUAGCUUAACAUACUCGGGAAUCAAUGAAAUGAUAUGAGAGAGAGGUCUCUUAACAAACACAUUCAACUAGAUAAUUUUGAAUUAGCAUAAUCUCAAAAUAUAUCGCAAA
This is a messenger RNA of Hydra vulgaris (swiftwater hydra), 2437 nucleotides long. RefSeq names its product carbohydrate sulfotransferase 1. NCBI's taxonomy places the organism in Eukaryota, Metazoa, Cnidaria, Hydrozoa, Anthoathecata, Hydridae. Gene Ontology annotation, molecular function: N-acetylglucosamine 6-O-sulfotransferase activity. The record is from RefSeq and is a predicted model, not a curated record. Gene Ontology annotation, biological process: sulfur compound metabolic process; N-acetylglucosamine metabolic process.